Messenger RNA from Hydra vulgaris (swiftwater hydra), 753 nucleotides. RefSeq names its product green-sensitive opsin. NCBI's taxonomy places the organism in Eukaryota, Metazoa, Cnidaria, Hydrozoa, Anthoathecata, Hydridae. The record is from RefSeq and is a predicted model, not a curated record.
AUGGCAGUUCAAAAUUGGAAACUUUAUAAAUGCUUGAAAAUGCCAGCAGUUGUAGCGAUGUUGCCAUUCCACGAUUAUUAUACUCUAAAAAGUCUUAUAGUUGCCAUCAUGCUAGAAAUAAUUUGCAAAGGAAGUGAGUUUUUUACAAUACGAUAUAUAGAUAACCAUAAAUUGUCGUACAUUACUUGCAAUUUAAUGGCUUCAAUUGGAACUUGGGUAUCAUUUACAUUUAUAUAUUUGUUAAUCAAUUCGUACAGCAGCGCUGAAGAUCAGAAAGACGAUAAAUUUGUUUCAAUUGUUCGAAUUUCUCUAUGUUGGCUCUGUGCAUUUCCUUGGGGAAUUUUACCAUUUUUUGGUUAUGGGGAAUUCAUUAAAUCAGGAAAUGGUGCCUUUUGCGGUCCUGCUUGGGCAAGUGAAAAUCUGUACGAUCAAGCAUACUUCAUUUUAAUGUAUGCACUAGGGUUUGUGAUACCUCUUGUAUAUUGCGCUAUCAUCAGCUGGAUGAAAGGAUCUAAUAAAAGUGGAAAACCUGGUUAUAAAAGUUUUCAUUGUUUACCUCAAACUUUGUUGCUUGAAGUCAUUUUUUACGUGGUUAUUCUCUGGAUUCCAUAUGGACUUUGGGGCGUUGUUAAAAUGAUUUGGGGUAAUAUAAACGAACCAAUUGAUUUUGUUGUAUUAAUAAUCGCCCACUUUUGCUAUGUUAUUACGCCUAAUAAGUUUUCAACACAUUUAGAAAAAAUGUGCAGCUUUUAA